CUCCCGCGACUCCGCCCGCGGCUGGAGGACGGUCUUUCGCCAAUCUGCCGAAUCUCCCCAAUUUUCCGAACGGCGCUCAGAUGUCAAGUGCGGCCACGGAUUUUCUGGACGCUGCUGACAAACGCGUGCCGACCCUGAGCCUGAAUGCAAGGCGCAAGAGUUUCCAUCUUCUGGCCGUUGCGAUGUUCCUGCCCGGUGUCGCCUUUGACCCUGCGUUCACACAUGUCGCGUUUAGUGCCGCCUUUGCGCUGUUCACGUUCGCGGAAUACGUCCGCUUCUUCGCAUUAUAUCCUUUUGGGGCGGCUGUGCAUUUGUUCAUGAACGAGUUCCUUGAUCACAAGGACAGCGGAACGGCGAUACUUAGUCAUUUCUACCUAUUGACCGGCUGCGCUGGGUCAGUCUGGCUGGAGGGUUCGACACGUUUCCUUGCCUUCACUGGCAUUCUUGUGCUGGGUGUCGGAGAUGCUGUAGCGUCUAUAGUGGGUAAGCGAAUAGGGAGGCACCGAUGGUCCAUCACCACACCGAAGACGCUAGAAGGUAGUGCUGGGUUCACUCUGUCAAUCGUCGCUUGUGCAUGGCUGCUGCAGCUGUGCGGUCUAACGGAGCGGUUCUCGAUCGUCCGGUACGCAGCGGUCGCGGCUCUGUCCUCCGUUCUAGAGGCUCUGUCGCAGCAGAAUGACAAUCUAACUCUGCCCCUCUAUAUGUGGAGCAUGCUGGUGAUAGCGGAUGAUAGUUGGCUGCCGUCUCCAUUCGAUGCAUCGACCUCUACCUCGGAGCAGUCUGACCCAUUCUCGGAUUAUGCUUCUUCCCAUGACACCGUAGAAGCAGAUUAUGACUGGGCUACAUUUAUCGAAGCCUAUGCCACGGGCAGAUGGGAUCCCCUCCGAACCCCCAAGCCUCCCAGGUCGCGGCUCGGCGGACACUUUUCUACACCAUCGGAGCCCGCUCAGUCGCCGAUGCAUUUCGAUCUGGACGUGCCCGCGCCUAACGAAGUGACGAAUCUCCCUUCACCCGAACCCCGUUCAGCAGGUUCAAGUAUCCAGGUAUCCCCGGAAACCCUCGGGGACACACCACCGGAAACGCAGCCCUCAGAAAGCAGCGACUCCGUAGCGACAAUGUCAACUACUCGGUCCAGCGCCUCUCAUGCCACUGGCUACACCUCCAAUAGCGCAGGCAAAUCAUCACUCUUGGAGCCCAAACCGCGGUUCCCUGUCCCGCUCACUAUCAACAUGCCCGCUAAUCGUUUGCGCAAUUCCUUCGCAGACUUUCGUAGCGCCCUAGCUCCUCCUAUCGGCCAUAGACCUCCAGCGUCCAGCCCUGAGAUUGCUACGCAUACGGCUACCAUGCGGCUGGCUGCCGCACGGAUAUCGUUGGCUCCACUUGCCUUGCCCUCCCCUGAGCACGAACUAACUGAUCCCCUGCGAGGUCAUCAUGCUAUCAUCCCAGGGUCACACCCUUCUGACCUUGAUAUACCCCUUGCAUCCCCCGGGGAAGGGCGCAAAACGCGGCUAGGCAGCUUUUGGCAAGGAACGCAGGACGUAGAAGAUUCAGAGAACUCUUCGAUAGCCCGGGACCCGACCCCUUCCCCGUCUCCGGAGCCCCAAACCACGCAGUCCGAAGGAAAUCAGGAAAUGCACGGCAUGCCGACAUUUACCCUUAACCGCCUCCCUCCUGCUACUGCGCCGGUCAAACCGCAUCUCGGUGAAGACCAUGCGAACGACUACUUCGGAAAUGUAGAAACCCCCAAUUAUAACAGGCAGCCGAAGACGAUGCGCACGAGUUCCCUGACGGGUCAAAGACCUUCAGGACCGUACGAGCGACGUCCGUCGGAGCCGGGAUUCCAACCGUCAGGUGUCGUCACCGUACCGGCCAUUCCGCGCCGCCUGUGCUUGACGCGGCAGACAUCAUCACCUCUGCCUAAUACUCGUGACGGUGCUAUCCGUAAUGCCAGGGUAGCAUCGGAUACAUUGCCAGGUAAGGCGAGCCGAGCGGCGCGCGAAGAGCAGAUGUAUGAGGAGCUAGGGUACCUGGCGCCUCCCAAUCCGCCUGAUGAGUUGGAGCGACGGCGGGCCUUGUACAAGUUCAACAUUUGGGAUACGAAAAGUGAUGCUAAUUUUGAUCGUAUCGUCCAUCUGGCAAAACUUGUUUUCAGCACGAAAAUUGUAGCGUUGUGCUUGGUUGACGGGAACAACCUAUGGGUGAAAUCAGAAUCUGGCAUAGGAAAACGUGAAUUCUAUCCGCGCCCCAUGAGCUUCGGUGCCCAUGUUCUUCUCCAGCGCGGGGACGAACCGACGGUUGUCCUUGAUACCACGCAAGAUUGGAGAUUCUCCCAAAACCCUUUGGUCACUGGACAACCCUACGCACGAUUCUAUGCGGGGGCACCUCUACGGACGCAAGACGGAUAUAAUGUCGGAACAUUAAGUCUUGUGGAUGACGUCCCCCAUAGAGACUUCAGCCCACGGCAAAGGCAUACAUUAAAGGAGUUCGCCGCUAUUGCAAUGCGAGAGAUGGAGCUGUGGAGAGACAAAAUUCAACUAAGGAUUCGGGAUCGUAUCCAGAAUUCGAUGGAGCAAUUCACUCGAGAAUGCCUGGAAAUUGAUACAGAAGGCAGCAAAGAGUCUCCGAAUAGUCUAUUUGGUUCACAGUCCAUGGAGAAGAUCUAUGACCGCGCAGCUAAAUUGGUCAAGCGCACAUUGGAUGUGGAGUAUGCGACGGUGAUGGACGUGUCGCACUGCGAGGUAUUGGAGACAAUGAGUGCAGAAGCUUCUAUAUCCGUGGUCACGUACAGUGCGGACUCCCAUUCGGGCGCCGUCCAUCACCAGCUGUCAGCCCCGGAAUACGCGCAAUUGUCGGAAUUCUUCAGCAAGUAUCCAGAUGGUAAAAUCUCCGAUGGCGUAGUGCCACCUCCACUGCGUACCUUCCUAGCCACGCGCAUACAAUAUGCUCUCACUGUUCCCAUCUUCAACAUUGAUAAAAGGCCUUUCGCCUUACUAUGCGCUUACACGACUUCCGAACCCAGAAGGCGCUAUUUGGAGGGUCAUGAACUUUCGUACCUGAGGGCAAUCGGUGUUAUUAUCCUAUCCGCUGUGCUAAAGCGAAGGAUGAUUUUAGCGGAUAAAGCUAAAAGCUUAUUCAUCUCGAACAUCUCUCACGAGUUACGGACGCCAUUACAUGGUAUCUUGGCAGCGGCUGAGUUGCUGGCUGAUUCCCCUCUCAACCAUAGCCAAGUGUCGUUCUUGCAGACUGUCCGGGCGUGCGGCACUUCUCUCGUCGAAACCGUGAACCAUGUUCUGGACUUCACCAAGCUAAGUGGGAAUUCGAAAGCUGGUGGCGUCGAGAACGUCAUACCACCGACCAAGGUAAAUGUCAUGACAUUAGUGGAAGAGGCUGUCGAGGGAUGCUGGAUAGGUUACAAGGCCAGAAUGGCGUCGUUGGCCGAGUCCGAGAUUGGCAGCGUCUAUUCACCUCCGAAGCUCGAUGAUGGGCAGAUCACUCCUGGAAACGUUCCACCUGUGAAUCCACAUGUUGAGACGGUUGUAGACAUCGGCAAGCGCCCAUCUGGUUGGAUCCUUAAAUGCGAGAAGGGGGGCCUUCGUCGCGUGCUGAUGAAUAUCUUCGGGAACAGUCUCAAGUUUACGACUGAUGGUUUUGUCCAUGUGGUCCUCCGUCAAGUCUCACAAGUGUCGGAAAAGGAAGUGAAGAUUGAGCUCUCCGUCUCUGACACAGGAAAGGGGAUCAGUCAGAAUUUCUUGAAGAAUCAACUAUUUCACCCAUUCUCUCAAGAAAAUCCUCUUCAGACUGGCACUGGGUUGGGCCUAGCAAUAGUUAACAGCAUAGUUCGAUCACCGAGCUUCAAUGGCAACAUCGACGUAUGGAGCGCGGAAGGAGUCGGAACAGAAAUUAAGAUCACUUUCACGACUGAAGUUGCGGAGGACGAUGGGUCGGACCCUCUUCAAGAUCCGGACUUCCCUAUCUCUGGCGACAAGGAAGCUCAACGCAAGAUCUCCUUGGUAGGGUUUGGCAGCUCCCAUAGAGGCACACAACUCUUGCGCAGUGUUUUGUCAACGUACCUCGUUACGUGGUGGGGAUUCGAAGUCCAGGAUGACGACAUAGAGCAUUCCGACCUCGUUAUUACGAAUGAAGACCUCGCUCCCAUUAUCUCAGCCACCAGGCGGAGGGAUAUCAGUCGGGCAUUCAUUAUCCUUUCGUCCCACCGAGGUGAUCCCCAGCUCAUGGCAAUAGUCAGCCAUUAUGAGCAGGUGGGCGGCUUCUGUCGUCUAAUCUACAAGCCAGGCGGCCCUUCACGGCUUCGUCUCGCUCUCAAGCUGUGCAUCCGCGCUCUCAAGAUUGUCCGGCAACCCAGGGACGGUGAUGACCAGGACCUCAGGUCAAGUUUUGAUCAAGCGAACCAAGAUGCCCUACUUGGUCCAACAUCCCCGUAUAGCACGCUGCCGCGACGAAAUUCGGAAGAAGCUCGCAGGCGGUCUAACACUUUGCCCAGGCCUCCACUUGGCAAUCGAGCUGCCACCGUUCAUCCUCUCGCGACAGUACGGAUGUCAGGCACCCCCAUGGCUGAGGAACUUGAAAUGGCGGAACCCAGUGUUCGCAGUCCACUUUCGGCGCAUUCAGCGCAUGGAAGCCACGACGAAGGGCAAGAGACAUCGAUUCCUACUAUCCCCAUAGGCGGCUGCGGCACCCUAUUGAAAUCUUCUGUUGGGACAGUAGCUGCUGCUGAUAAACUGCGAGUCCUUGUGGUUGAAGACAAUAGUAUUCUUCGAAACCUCCUACUGAAGUGGUUAAAGACUAAGGGCUACGAAUUCAAGGAUGCUGUCGAUGGUCGAGACGGCGUUCGAGUCUUCGAGUCUGAAGGUCAUUUUGAUGUGGUUCUUUUAGAUUUAUCAAUGCCAGUGCUGGAUGGCAUUGGUGCAACAGCUGAAAUGCGAAAAAUCGAAGCUGGACGCAGAAGUGCAUUACCUAACCCGCAGGAUUUCCGCCCAGCGCGGAUCCUAGCUUUAACGGGUAUGUCGUCUCUGGAAGACAAGCGCAGGGCUUUCGAGGCUGGUGUUGAUGGAUACCUUGUUAAGCCCGUUGCAUUCAAGACGCUCGACCAUAUGUUCCGAGAACUUGGCAUUUCAUAAACCCAUAGGCUACGACGACAAUCCGGACAGUCGAACCUGCCGCUCCAUCUACUUUAUUAUCGCAGUCUUGAGCCUGUACAUAAUGUAUGCGCAUUCACUAUCAUAUCCGGCACCUCUGUAUCGUACUAUUACAUUUUGCAUAUUUUGCUCGGAACAUCUGUAUCCCUUAGUUCUUCCUAUAUCUUCCCUGCAGUAGAUGUACGGUCGCCUAAAGAGGGACCUUGUGUACCUGCUUUUCCUCACGGGGUUUGCGAGGCCAUA
Molecule: messenger RNA, 5399 nt
Organism: Gloeophyllum trabeum ATCC 11539
Lineage: Eukaryota; Fungi; Basidiomycota; Agaricomycetes; Gloeophyllales; Gloeophyllaceae
Exons: 31
Coding region: 81-5138 (1685 amino acids)
Biological process (GO): protein autophosphorylation; phosphorelay signal transduction system
Molecular function (GO): phosphorelay sensor kinase activity; histidine phosphotransfer kinase activity; protein binding
Source: RefSeq, a predicted model, not a curated record